Molecule: messenger RNA, 1017 nt
Organism: Amoebophrya sp. A25
Lineage: Eukaryota; Dinophyceae; Syndiniales; Amoebophryaceae
Source: the annotation of a GenBank genome assembly
ACCCGGAUCAGCAGAGCCCAUUCGGAGCGUCUCUAUUUUGGGCGCGUCGCAGGAGAUCUUUCUUGAGUCUAUCGGAUUUUUAUGAACAGGAAUAUAGUUGAAGUUGUACUAGACCUAGGUACUACAACUACGUCAAGCUGGAUUGUAAGAAAGGACUCUUGAUGUUGAUCUAUCUCUAACAAACACCAAAGACAGCUAGUACGCAUUUAGUUUUACUAGUACAACUGGACCUCCAACAAACACAGCUAGCACAGCUACCUACUUUAUAAUUAUUCUUAGUAUUUAGUUGUAGGUUCUAAGUUUCAGCUACUUCGAAGAAGAUGAAGAGUCGAUUGAGGAUGCAGUUGCGAAAAAAGCGAACACGCCUCUCAUGGACGCAAGAGACCUGAAGAAAUCACGUGGAAAGCGCUUUUUUCAACAACGCAGAUUAGGGCAUCGUCAGAAAAGAACUACCAAAAAAUCGACUGGGACGAUAGAAGGAGUAACUUCGAAGAGUGAUGAAAGAUCUGCCACAUCAGUCACAUCGACACCACAACAGCGAGUAAGCGAAAACAAGGAGGAUCUCUACUCCGGUGCAGGUGCAAACAAAGGCGCUGACGCUGCGUCUUCGAGUACGAUAGGAGGCGAAGAUUGGGAGGACUACGAAUCCGCCCAUCAUGUGCAUGUUGGACUCGAAGCAGGUGACGAUGGCAUUUUGGAAUUGGACGAGCACGAGCUCCUUGGGAUGGAUGAUUUUGGAGAGGACGCAGAUGAAGGCAUUUUUUAAGGCUUCCUCGUCCAAUCCAUCGAAAGAACAAGCAUCUUCUCGUGCACGUGUGCAAUGAGAAACAGGACUCAACAAAGUGGCCUCUUAGGUAGUAGUAGUUAGGUCGAACUACGACAGAGCCGCACCAAUGACAUUAUCUUCGAGAUGGCUAAUUCUUCGAGAUGUUGGAUGAUUUCCUAAGGUGAUUGAAUUGAUUCUACUAAGUUUUGAACGAUCAUGGCGAAGAUGGUUUUCAGAUCACUGACGAGAAC